Phyllopteryx taeniolatus (common seadragon) is the source of this 4757-nucleotide messenger RNA. It is a transcript of the gene mkxa, whose product is annotated as mohawk homeobox a. Gene Ontology annotation, cellular component: nucleus. The coding region runs from base 1 to 1524 and encodes 507 amino acids. Gene Ontology annotation, biological process: muscle organ development; regulation of transcription by RNA polymerase II; cell development. The record is from RefSeq and is a predicted model, not a curated record. NCBI's taxonomy places the organism in Eukaryota, Metazoa, Chordata, Actinopteri, Syngnathiformes, Syngnathidae. Gene Ontology annotation, molecular function: RNA polymerase II cis-regulatory region sequence-specific DNA binding; DNA-binding transcription factor activity, RNA polymerase II-specific. The transcript is spliced from 8 exons.
AUGUCUUCCUUUGUCGGUGUUGGAGUGGUGGGUGAAGCUUUGUGGAUUGAAGGUGAAAUGUCUUCAACAAACAAGGAGACUCCAGUUGCCUUGAUUCAACCCUUGCAAAUUAACAUGACCUGGAUGACUGAGAAGCGACACAGACAUACAGCAGGCUCGGCUUGUGUGCGAGGAAACAUGAGCAGGGUGACAUAUUCAGAGUCCCGGGCGGAGCGGCGCAGGUCGCCGGAUAAAGCUGCAGAGGAGCCGGAGCUCCGCGAGUUUGGGCACAAGACCUCCAGAGAGGAACAUGUGAGCGGGGAAUGGGCCAGAGGAGACGGGAUUAUUGCUCGACAGCGCGGACUGACUCAGGAAGAGCCCGGGACAGGAGAGACACUUGCGUACUGUGACGCGCCCGAGGGGAUAUUUUCAUUUUUACGCAACUCGGGGACUACCUGGCCGAAGAUGAACGCCAUCGUGUUUAACAAGCUGAGCGGACAGGUUCUGUUUGAGGAGAAGGCCAACGAGGUGGAGAUGAGCAGCAGAAAUUACUUGGAAGUCAUGGACGGACAACACCCGGACCUCCUGUCCAGCAAGCAGGCCAUCAUGGACAACCAGGCCAUCAGACACAGACGCAACGGGGGUCGUCCCGGAGGCAGCAAAGUGCGACACAAGCGUCAGGCCCUGCAGGACAUGGCGCGACCGCUCAAGCAGUGGCUGUACAAGCACCGAGACAACCCUUACCCCACCAAGACUGAGAAGAUCCUGCUGGCCUUGGGUUCACAGAUGACCCUGGUCCAGGUUUCCAAUUGGUUCGCCAAUGCCAGGAGGCGGCUGAAGAACACAGUGAGGCAGCCCGACCUGAGCUGGGCGCUCAGGAUCAAGCUUUACAACAAGUACGUUCAAGGCAAUGCUGAGAGACUGAGCGUCAGCAGCGAUGACAGCUGCUCAGAUGAUGGAGACAACCCUCAGAGGACCCAGAGUGGCGCCGUGGAGCUCACCAAGCCCAUGUACCAGAGUGUCAUUAAAAAGGAAGGCUCCGCCAUGAUGGGCAUGGCCAUGGGGAUGGGAGCGGGCCUGCGCUCGGCCACCGAAGCCGCCUCGCUGGCGGACGACUACGUGUCUCCGCCCAAAUACAAGAGCAGCCUGUUGCACCGCUAUCUCAACGACUCGCUGCGCCACGUCAUGGUGGCCAACGCUGUCAUUGAUGCUCGCAAGAGGAACCACUCGGGCUCCUUCAGCUCCAACGAGUAUGACGAUGAGCUGCUCUCGCCGACCUCUUCGGAGGCCGAGGCGAACUUUGUUUAUCGCGCUGAAACCACAGAGCAUGGACCAAGUAAAUAUGACAAUGGUGGCGUCAGAGCUGAACACAAGGUGAAGGGCAAAGAUGAGACGUACUGGAAGGAGAUCAAUGCCGCCAUGGCCUUGACUAACUUGGCGCAGGGGAAGGACAGUGCCCCCGGCACCACAAGCUGCAUCAUCCAAAAGUCUUCCCAUAUAGCAGAGAUCAAGACUGUUAAAGUGCCACUUGUGCGCCAUUAUUAGCUCCAAGCUGAGCCUCCUUACUCUAUGCAAACAUUCCUGUUUCGGCAAACUAUUCAUAAGAGAACUCCUUGAAAGGACAAAGAAACAUUUUGUUGGUUAAAAGUGUGUUCAGUAGGACUUCUUUUGCUGUGCUGACAUGCAAAAGUGAUCACAAGUUGUACUGCAGUAUUUCCUAUAACAAGACACUUUUUAAUAUUAACUUAUUUUUUGGAUGACUUUUUUCCCUAUUUUUUACACUAAAUGUGUAUUUUGCCAAAGUGACUUUUGCUCUAGUAAAGUACAGAUACUCGUAGUGCCUGUUUGGAAUUUGUGAAGGAUUAUUUGACAAUGUUUAGAGUCACUGUCGUGAUACAGGAAAUGGAAGUGUGCCUUCAAAGACCGAAUGAGGUCAUCAAUCAUUACACAAACAUACAUACACGCAUACAGACCGACAGACAUAUCGUGUGUUAACGCUUUGUUACAAAAUAACCAGUAAGUAAUUCCUUGAGGGUGUUCUAUGUAUUUUGACUGGAGUCCUCCGUUUGACUGUAAACUGAACCAUGUUUUGUCGGUGCUAGCAGCCCAACAAUGAACGUUGAGUACACAGAUAUGCGGCACUAACGUGAGCAACACAUCGAUAAGGAACUAAGGGACGCAUCUCAUCCUUGGAUUGUGCUUUAUUAGUGACGACGCUCCCUCUUAUCGGAACAAAACGUGCAAAUGCUGGACCCAAAUCAAGUUACACUCACACAUGCAGUGACACAAAUAUGCACACCCUACAAACUUGACCCCUGAUUAUAAAGGGAUGUUUUUUUAAAACAAAAAAUGUAUUCAUUAUCUGUGUUUUAAGUGGACGGCAUUGCCUUUUCACAUUUUUGUGCUCACAAAAAAGAUAUGUGGGGUGAAAAAAAUAAAAAACACGACAACCCCUGGCUCUGCUUCAUCCUCAGCUGUUUAGCAUUACAUUCAAAUUGGUGUUUACAAGAAGCCGGAGGACAAGCUUAAACAUUUGACUUUUUACCCUUUGUCUUUCUUUUUUUCUUUUCUUUUUUUUUACAUAUGUGCAUUGCAGUAGUAUCUCAGUUUAAAUAUUUUGUUAUUGCCAAUCUGUACAUUGGUGGUUGUUACAGUAUGUUUUUGAUCAGCCUUCUGUACUUGGUUUAACGUAAGCCUACCACAUUAAGAGCUUCUUUGACAUUUGAUGGAACAUACCAAAAUGUUCACAAAAGUUUGACAAACUCGAGAGGCUAAAGCUGACCCAUUUUUUUCAUGUGUUUUCUUCUAAAGAUCUAUAAGGUACUGUUUAUGUGUCAUUAGGAGAAUUCGGGCCGCAAUGAAAAGAAAAAUAAAAGAAUACGAAAAUAAUGAUUUUUUUUAAGAAAAAUCUUCAUAGUUUUGGGGGAAUUUUUAAUCUGAUGAUAUCUUUUCCUAUAUUUUAAUAUAUUGUAUUUGUAUUGUUAGAAACAAUUCCUUCAUUCACCUAGUCUGAGACCAGCGGCCACUAUUUAUCUCUCGAGACCUCCCACAUAUUAUUCGGAAUACAAAAAUGUGCACAUUCCCACGACUCGUAAUGAUGAUGGUGUUAAUUUCAUCCAUUCGUCUUUCACUCAUUUUGUUAUACCACUCAUCCUCAUUAGAGUCGUGGGUGAGCUGGAAAUGAUCCCAGCUGAGUUUGGGCAAGCGGCAAACCCUCGACUGGCCGCCAGCCAAUCGCAGGUGUUGAUUUCAUUGUCUAUGGAAUUUAAAACUUUACACGAUCCUCAGUUGUGGUAUACACAAGCCAUGAUUGUAAUGUUGUGAUGUAAUGUCUUUUUGUUCUCAAAAUUGAAGUCUGCUCUUGUAAAGUUAUAAUUUUAUUCUUGUAAUAUAUAUAUAUAUAUAUAUAUAUAUAUAUAUAUAUAUAUAUAUAUAUUCUUUUCAGUGUGGCCUCAAUACUCCAUCAUUUCAAAAUGUACAUUCCUUUGUAAAUUGUGCAGUUAUUUUUUGUUGUUGUUGUUGACAACCCAGACUGUGAUUAUGGUCAAGGAUUUAGGGGAGGGAGAGAUGCUGCACAAACUAACUUUUUGACCUUUCUAUACGAAUGUGCAAAUGGUUAAAAUGAUGCACUUAUAGACGUAUUGUCAUUUAAUCAGAAGCCUUCAUUGGGAACAUGCCUUAUUACAUGAAGUCAAAGAAAUGAACUCGAUGUUUUUCAUCUUAUCUUAUGGAUGUAUAAAGAAAUGAAUCACACUAGCUAACUCCGAGGCACUAUUUAUACAGCGGGGACCACAUGUGUUUUUUAUACACCUGACCCAGACAGGGUAGCUGCAGGGUAGCAGUUUGGACUGCUUGUGUUUCUAAUCACAACCCUCACACCUCACACGAUACCCACUCUCUGGGUGAACGUUGUACAAGGGAGGAGGCCUCUUUUCCAGUCUUUAUCUUGUUGUUGUUGUUGUUGUUGUUGUUCAAUGCUACUCACAGUCCAUCAUCAAAAGUGACACAAACAGAAGGGUUUCUACUGCCAAAACGUUGGUGCUGUACAUGCCUUUCUACAGGCUGAAUCCCAUUACAAAUGAAAGGCAACAACAUAUGUAAAGCCGAUAAAUUAUUAUUACCGACUUUGUAAAAACUAAGAAAUUGUGACCAGUGUUUUUUUUUCUACUGUUAAGUUAUAUGAAUUGAUUUCUCUUUUUGUCUAUUUGAUAGAGACUGGAUUUUUAAUCCAAUGACCAAAUGCAUAUCUCAUUGUAUUGUUUUAUUUCAUUUAUUUUAUAAACAGUUUUUACUUGGUCAAAGCAUUGAAUAAACCUCAGAAUAAAAAAAAAAAAAAAAUGGCAAAAUGCUUUUGUCACUGGUAAGGAAAUUCAGUAAUUUGUAUUUGGUCUCAUUUAAUUUAGAAUGACAUUGGAACAAAACAGUGCCACAAGAUUAGCUGAGACAAGUUUAUUUUUGUGAAUUAUCUACUUCUCAGUUUUUAAGUCAAGAAAAAAAUAUACUUGAAGUUGGAUCUACAAAAUUAAACUAGAUAUUCAUUCACCCAUCCAUUUUCUGUGCCGCUUAUCCUCACUAGGGUCGCGGGCAUGCUGGAGCCUAUCCCGGCUAUCUUUGGGCGAGAGGCGGGGUACACCUUGAACUGGUCACCAGCCAAUCGCAGGGCACAUAGAAACAAACAACCAUUCGCACUCACAUUCACACCUAAGGGCAAUUUAGAGUCUUCAAUUAACCUACCACGCAUGUUUUUGGGAUGUGGGAGGAAACCGGAGUGCCCAGAG